Clonostachys byssicola is the source of this 1167-nucleotide messenger RNA. Lineage: Eukaryota; Fungi; Ascomycota; Sordariomycetes; Hypocreales; Bionectriaceae. The record is from the annotation of a GenBank genome assembly.
AUGAGAGCCCUCGUGUUGAAUACAGUCAACAAGUCCACAACCGUUCAAGAUGUACCUAAUCCGGAGCCGGGACCCAAGGAGAUCCUUGUUCGUGUUCGUGCUGUCGCGCUCAACCACGUCGAUUACAUGAAUGCCGUCAAACCCUUGGCGGCCCAAGAGAAGCGUGUGCUGGGAUCCGACUUCGCAGGGGAGGUAGCUCAGGUGGGGGAAGAUCUUGUUGGCUUAGACGACCCGCGAGCCAAAGUUGGAGCGCGCGUAUCAGGGUUUGUGCAGGGUGCCAGCUCUGUUAAUGACCGCCCUGGGGCAUUCGCAGAAUACGUUGCCAUUGACUAUGACCUCACCUGGAACAUCCCUGAUAAGGUAUCUUUUGAAGAAGCCGCCAGCGUUAGCUUGGGGGCCAUGACUGCUGCUCAGGGUGUCUUUGAGCGUUUACAAUUACCGAGUCCAUUCUCAGAGACAGGUGUUUCUGAGCAGCGAAGCAUCCGUGAAGAUGAACCAGUUAGUGUGUUUAUAUACGGUGCAUCAUCAUCCGUAGGCCUCUACGCAGCGCAGCUUGUCAGGCUUUCUGAAAAGACCUCUGACAGAAAGAUUCGACUAAUCGGUGCGGCAAGCCCCUCAAAACAUGCACUUCUCUACGACGCGCCAUACUCAUAUGAUCUCCUGGUUGAUUAUCGGGACCCUCAAUGGCCGGAGGCAGUUCGUAAGGCAGCUGGAGGAGAGGGAGCCCAGUAUGCCAUUGACGCUAUCUCGCAGGGCUCAACGGUAGAGCAAACCGACAGCGUUAUCAAGUCCGGUGGCAAGUUUGCCAUUUUCCGGGCUCCAGCCGCCGGCAACUUUGACAUCGCCAAGCUCAAGACAAAACCUAUCUUUGGCGCAGUAUGGGAAGCUCUCGGCGUAGAAGUCCAAUAUCACGGUGGUGUGACAAUACCUGCUAAUACCAAGGCACGUGCCUUUGGCGCUGCGCUGUACAAAUAUCUAGGUUCGGGAGUCGAGUCGGGACAAAUCAAGCUCUACCCAAACCCUGUCCGUGUUAUGCCUGGGGGGCUUGAGGAAAUCCCCUCUGAUGGGUUUGGGCUGCUCAGUGGGAGUUUCAAGGCAGUGCAACAAGACCAAAAGGGGCAUCUCGGGCCUGUUAGCGGAGAGAAAAUUGUCUAUGUAGUAUCUUAA